Messenger RNA from Acinonyx jubatus (cheetah), 575 nucleotides. It is a transcript of the gene BLOC1S1, whose product is annotated as biogenesis of lysosomal organelles complex 1 subunit 1. Bases 117 to 494 code for a protein of 125 amino acids. NCBI's taxonomy places the organism in Eukaryota, Metazoa, Chordata, Mammalia, Carnivora, Felidae. Gene Ontology annotation, cellular component: BLOC-1 complex. The transcript has 4 exons. The record is from RefSeq and is a predicted model, not a curated record. Gene Ontology annotation, biological process: endosomal transport.
AGGGCUCACGUGACACUGCGGUCACGUGACCCGGGCCCCUCGGGAGCCGAGGCACCAGUUCCAGCUCCCGCAGUCGGAGAGGGCCGGGUGCGCCCAGCCCCCAGCGCGCCGCGAUCAUGCUGUCUCGCCUGCUGAAAGAACACCAAGCCAAGCAGAACGAACGCAAGGAGCUGCAGGAGAAGAGGAGGCGAGAGGCUAUCACUGCAGCGACCUGCCUGACAGAAGCUUUGGUGGAUCACCUCAAUGUGGGUGUGGCCCAGGCCUACAUGAACCAGAGAAAGCUGGAUCAUGAGGUGAAGACCCUACAGGUCCAGGCUGCCCAGUUUGCCAAGCAAACAGGCCAGUGGAUCGGGAUGGUGGAGAACUUCAAUCAGGCACUCAAGGAAAUCGGGGAUGUGGAGAACUGGGCUCGGAGCAUCGAGCUGGACAUGCGAACUAUUGCCACCGCACUGGAAUACGUGUACAAAGGGCAGCUGCAGUCUGCCCCCUCCUAGCCCCUCUUCCCUUUCCUCUGCCCCACCCCUCCUAUCUCCCCCAGGGUGGGGCAGGAGACAAGAAUAAAACACAAGCCUCCA